GGAAAACGGUAUAGACUCGGGUUCGGGAUCCUGACAUACAGAGGACAUUCGGAUGUUAGAAAUGUGACAUCGUCCCUUGGCCCUGAGGUGCUUGGGUAUGAUAUAGAGAAAUAAAACAUGUUUCUAAGACGUUCCUUCUGUCAACUGUGCAAGGAAGAUUUUGUUAAUCUUCUCUCUGUUGUAUCUGCCGAAAGGACAGCUAGAAGAACAAUUUCUGUAGAUUUUCAAGGUAGACCUCAGUUCCGGGGAAAGACAGAAGCUGAAAGAGUUAAGUGGCUUAAGGACAAUAUUCCUAGAUCACUUAGGAAAAUAGACAGGUCAAUCGAAGAAACUCUUUCAUGUAGAAAUAAACUCCUAGUGUUUCAUGGUGAAUAUGAUUACUUCUGGAAAUUCGACAGUGAGGAUAAAUUAAAUGAUUGGAUUGUGACAACAGACUCUGAUAAUAAGCAGGGCUUCAGUCGAGCAUAUCUGGCUCUGAGUAGAAACAAGAGGGCCCUAUUUUAUGGAAAUUUGUGUACAGAAGUGCCAAAAGAUGGAGAACAAACUAGGGCUGGUUACUGCCAACUCAGAAGUCCUGUAAGCCAGACACUGCGUAUGAACUAUGACUGGUCAGAUUUCACACAUAUUGUGAUACGUAUGAGAGGUGAUGGACGUGCAUAUGGUCUCGGCUUACAGACAAAUUAUAAGAGGACCGGUGUGGUUGACUUUACGAUGGGACUGACUGCCAAUGACCAGUACCAUUAUCCCAUGUUUACUCGUGGAGGUCCAUACUGGCAAAUUGUUAAGAUUCCAUUCAGCAAGUUUUACCUAAGCCACAAGGGAACUGUACAGGAUAAACAAUCCCCUAUGGAUGUCAAUGAAGUGGGAUUCUUCUGUAUAAAUCUCAUGGACAAUGUUGAUGGACCUUUCCACCUAGAAAUAGAUUAUAUAGCUCUCCUCAGGGAUGAAAAUCACAAGGAGGCUCACGCCUAUGAACUGUAUCAAGUAGAGGACUAUGUCACUAAUGUCUACUGAUAAAAAAAAAUGUUGUUUCUUGUGUGUGAAAUUUUAACCCAAUUUGUUUCUAGGGUAGACUAUAUUUAUGGAUGUGAUAUGUGCUGUGGCAUUACUUUAUAAUGACUUGCAUGACAUUCAUUAACAGUGAAUUGUAUUUUGAAAAUUUUUUAAUGAAAAUCAUGUUAUUGAAAAAGUAAAUAAAAUAUAUAAUAUUCA
Saccostrea echinata is the source of this 1212-nucleotide messenger RNA. Its product is annotated as complex I intermediate-associated protein 30, mitochondrial-like. Gene Ontology annotation, biological process: mitochondrial electron transport, NADH to ubiquinone; mitochondrial respiratory chain complex I assembly. Lineage: Eukaryota; Metazoa; Mollusca; Bivalvia; Ostreida; Ostreidae. The coding region runs from base 118 to 1014 and encodes 298 amino acids. Gene Ontology annotation, cellular component: mitochondrion. The record is from RefSeq and is a predicted model, not a curated record. The transcript has 4 exons.